AUGGCCGUUUCCGCAACACGGCCGGAGCGCAUCACCCCCAGCCUGACGGUCCAGUCUCCACUUGGAUCCGAGAAGCGCGGACCUGGGCUGGUCAUUGUCUCGCCCGCCGGCGGCAGCGGCAGCGGCAGCGCCGGUCAGCAGCAGCUGCUAGAAGCCGACGCGCAGCAGACGUAUGCGCGGCAGGGCUACAUUGUCGCUCACCUCAAGCUGUCGCCUGGCUACAAUGAGCUGAGGAUCCGGGACGAGCUGCGCGAGGCCACCGAGGCCCUCGACUUUCACGACAACUGUAGUGACAAGUCGAGAUACGGCAUCAUAGUCCACGAUACACUGGCGUACCCAUCUCUGGUUGAAGCCAUCAAUUGCAAUGGAGAGAUCAAGUCGGCAGUAUUCAUUGGGGAGCCGUCCAAGCCGUGUUCAAAGUCAUUCCUUUCCAUUUCACCAGAAGAAUAUUCUACAGAUGCGACCUCGGCUCAAGACAAGGCGCUCAAGUAUCUCAGGGGACAAUGA
Pestalotiopsis fici W106-1 is the source of this 507-nucleotide messenger RNA. RefSeq lists its product as uncharacterized. The coding region runs from base 1 to 507 and encodes 168 amino acids. The record is from RefSeq and is a predicted model, not a curated record. NCBI's taxonomy places the organism in Eukaryota, Fungi, Ascomycota, Sordariomycetes, Amphisphaeriales, Sporocadaceae. The transcript has 2 exons.